AUGUCUAAAAAAUAUUUGAUUCGUAUCACAUUUGAUAUUUCGUUCGACCAGGGCAAAUCGACGAAAGGCGCCAGCAAACUCCGCCGAGACCUCAUCAACGCAGAGAUCGCGAACCUCCGGGACCUCCUGCCCCUCCCCCCCUCCACCAGGCAGAGGCUAUCCCAGCUGCAACUCAUGGCUCUAGUCUGCGUGUACGUCAGGAAGUCCAACUACUUUCAGCAAGUUUUCAAAAGAUUUGACAUCAACCAACACUCGUCGACGCCACCAAAUAUCGGAUUUUCUAAAGCUCUCAACGGAUUCCUAAUGAUGAUGACGCAAAACGGCAAACUUCUCUACAUUUCCGACAACGCAGCGGAGUACCUCGGUCAUUCCAUGGAGGACCUCCUCAUCCACGGGGACAGUGUAUACGACGUGAUCGACAAGCAAGACCAGCAGGCUGUGAGGACGGAGCUGGCGAGGGCCCCCACCGAUGGGGAGGACAGGGUGUUCCUCUGUCGGAUGAAUGUGGCCAGGAACGCGAGGCGGCAGAUGCGGUUUGGGGAUCAGAAAGUGGUGCUAGUCCGAGGGCACUACGUGUCAUACCUGCCGCUGUGCAGCCGCAACGAGCCGGUGUUCCUGGCCGCGUGCACGCCGCUCGCCAUGCCCGAGACGCGCGAGUGCGUCGUGCACGGCGCCACCAACGUCUUCACCACCGUGCACGCCGUCGACAUGAAGAUCCUGCACAUCGACGCCAAGUAA
This is a messenger RNA of Ostrinia furnacalis (Asian corn borer), 738 nucleotides long. RefSeq names its product neuronal PAS domain-containing protein 4A-like. The record is from RefSeq and is a predicted model, not a curated record. Lineage: Eukaryota; Metazoa; Arthropoda; Insecta; Lepidoptera; Crambidae. The transcript is spliced from 6 exons. Gene Ontology annotation, biological process: regulation of transcription by RNA polymerase II. The coding region runs from base 1 to 738 and encodes 245 amino acids. Gene Ontology annotation, molecular function: DNA-binding transcription factor activity, RNA polymerase II-specific; protein dimerization activity; RNA polymerase II transcription regulatory region sequence-specific DNA binding.